Molecule: messenger RNA, 453 nt
Organism: Drosophila miranda
Lineage: Eukaryota; Metazoa; Arthropoda; Insecta; Diptera; Drosophilidae
Product: small integral membrane protein 12-A-like
Exons: 2
Coding region: 126-392 (88 amino acids)
Source: RefSeq, a predicted model, not a curated record
UAAGUUCGAUUUUAUCGAUAUCCACUGUUGAUAUGGCCGCUUGUCAAAUUGCAAAAUUCUGAAUCUAAAUUAAGAAAAAUAAUAUAAUAAAAAAUAAUCUAUAUUCUUACAAUAAAAGAAGUACAAUGUGGCCGCUUGUAAUGGCUGUCCUCAGGCGCAAUGCCGUUUACAUAACUCUGCCCAUUGCCGGCGUGGUGGGAUUUAUCGGCUAUAACCUGGAGAGCCUGCUGUCUGACAAAUAUACCCCAUACAGUCCCUCCAUUCAGGAAGUUCGCUCCAAGCGCUUGUCCGAAGAGAGCCUCACAACGAAUGCCGACAAACUGGAGAACCUCCGGCUGAGCGGCUCUGUCCUGGAGCGAAAUCUGUCCCCUUCCCUGCAGCCAAAGGCCUGAAUUAAAAGUUAUACUCUGUAGAUAUUAGAUAAAAUUACAAAAAUAUUUAAAAUCAAACUAA